AUGGUGGUAGCGGACAAGAAGCUACUCGGUGAUAAUGGGGAGCUUAAAGGCAAGAUAAGCCUAGCGGCGGCUUCGCUGAAGUGGAACAUAAAAGGCAAGAAGACUAAAGAGAUUAAGUUUAAGAGCGAAGGAGAGAGGCUAGAGGCGCUUAAGAAGUACUUUAGAAUAAGUCACUCGGCAAAUAUGGGAGUCCAGAAGAAGACGCGCAAGUUUGCGCAAACCAAGAGGAUAGUCGGCCAACGAGAUGCACGACUCAAGAAGAACCAAAUGGCCGGCGAGCUAGAAGCAAAGAAGAAAGAGGAAGAAAACAAGGCAAAGCGAGAAAUCCCCCAAGUCUCCUCCGCCCUCUUCUUCCAAGCCAACACCGCCCUCGGCCCCCCCUACUCCGUCCUCGUCGACACAAACUUCCUCUCCCACACCGUGCACGCCAAGCUGGAGCUCGACAAAGCGCUCAUGGACCUCUUAUACGCAAAAGCCACACCCAUAAUAACCACCUGCGUAAUGGCGGAGCUCGAGAAACUCGGUCCAAAAUACCGCAUCGCGCUGCGCAUAGCGCGCGACGAGCGCUGGCAGCGGCUCAAGUGCGAGCACAAGGGCACGUAUGCCGACGACUGUAUUGUGGAUCGCGUGCAGAAGCAUAGGAUUUACCUUGUUGCGACGAAUGAUAGGGAUCUUAAGAGGAGGAUUAGGAAGAUUCCGGGUGUGCCGAUUGUGAGUGUGGCGAAGGGGAAGUAUGUUAUUGAGAGGUUGCCGGAUGUGCCGGAUAGUCAUUAG
Alternaria conjuncta is the source of this 774-nucleotide messenger RNA. RefSeq lists its product as uncharacterized. The transcript is spliced from 5 exons. Gene Ontology annotation, cellular component: small-subunit processome; nucleolus. The coding region runs from base 1 to 774 and encodes 257 amino acids. The record is from RefSeq and is a predicted model, not a curated record. NCBI's taxonomy places the organism in Eukaryota, Fungi, Ascomycota, Dothideomycetes, Pleosporales, Pleosporaceae.